AUGAGAGACACAAAGGGAGCGAGGGAAAAUAUUCAAAGAGUAAAGCCGGUUGUCCGUCCUCAAGCAGAGGCGGGAGGGAGGGGGAAAAAGGGAGCGAGGGCGAAACGGUUCGGGAAGGAAGCUCGGCAGCAGGCUGUGGGAGGGCGAAAGGGGGGAAGCGGCAAGGGCAAAGGGGAAGGGCGAAGGGGAGGAGCGAGGCGAGGAGGGAAAAAAUUGAGCAGGUGGAAGAUCGAUGAUGUAACUCAAAGCGGCGAGCUCGAGGGGCGCCAAACCCGAACGGGCGACGGCAGGUUCGACGCGGCCAAUGGGCGGGGUCGACGGCAGCACGCCAGGCCCGUUCGGGAAGCAGCGCGAGGGCGAGGCCAUUACGAAUUGAUUAAGGAAAGAAAGAGAAAAGAGAUCAGAAGGAAAGAAGCCGCCCCGCAGUGGAGCACGGAGCGGAAGAACAUUGAGGGUUACGCGGAAGAAUCGUUAGAACUACGCGACUACGCGAGCGCGGAGCGUGAGGCAGAAGGGGUUGGUUGCAUGAUUGAAAUGAGUUAA
Molecule: messenger RNA, 543 nt
Organism: Histoplasma mississippiense
Lineage: Eukaryota; Fungi; Ascomycota; Eurotiomycetes; Onygenales; Ajellomycetaceae
Exons: 6
Coding region: 1-543 (180 amino acids)
Source: RefSeq, a predicted model, not a curated record